UUAAAUUCACGUUUAAAAGUUACCAAUUUUAGCUCCAAAAACCACCUCGGCUGUCACCGCAACUGAAACUCCGGCCGCCGAGAUGGCUACCUCCACCUUCUCAAUCUCCUCCUUGAUUUUUCAGAAACCGCUUCAAUAUCAAUCUGCAGUCUCAUUCUCACCAAAAUUUCCUUACAGGAAAUUCAGUUCCAAUAAAGUUAAUCAGUUUCCUAAAGUCUCCUGUGAUUACUCUUGCUUUGAGAUUAAGGACGUUAGCUAUAGGCCUCCUGGAACACGGCUCAACCUUUUAAAUAAAGUUAAAUUUUCUCUUCCUGAAAAAAGUUUUGGCUUGAUUUUUGGACAGAGUGGGAGUGGAAAAACUACACUAUUGCAGAUUCUUGCAGGGUUAAGUGAACCAACAUCAGGUUCUAUUUGCAUUCAGAGAUAUGGGGAUGAUAAGAAUCCGUGUCAAUCUUCUAAAAAGUUAUCUCCGGAAAGAGUUGGCAUCGUCUUUCAGUUUCCCGAGAGGUACUUUGUGGCAGAUACUAUACUUGAUGAAGUUAUAUUUGGCUGGCCAAGGCAAAAGGGAAGCCUUCAAUUGAAGGAACAUCUUACUAUGAAUCUUCAGAAAGCUAUCACUUCGGUUGGAUUAAAUGGGAUCUCCCUGGAGAAAGAUCCUCACUCCCUAAGUGGUGGCUACAAACGCAGGCUUGCUUUGGCAAUCCAGUUAGUACAAGCCCCUGAUCUGUUGAUAUUGGAUGAACCUCUUGCGGGGCUUGAUUGGAAGGCGCGUGCAGAUGUUGUAAAGCUUUUAAAGCAGCUAAAGAAAGAAUUAACCGUACUUGUUGUCAGUCAUGACCUCAAAGAGUUGGCAGCUCUAGUUGAUCAUUCAUGGAGGAUGGAGAUGGGUGGAUUUCUGAAGGAAGAGCUGCUUCCAAUAUGACACGGGUCUAUUCUUCCUACCUUACCAACAUUUUAUGGUCAGAAUUUGAAGUCGUCGUUUCUAUGAGAACCCCGGACAGGAGCAAUAUUUUUUACCAUGAUCAUACUUUUCAGUCUUUUUAUUUGAAGAACUUUCACUGACUCAGAGCCUGCUUUUGCAUGACCCAGAGGCAUUCAGCUGAUGACAAUAACAGCUGCGAUGGUGUUGCGAACCAUUUUGUGCUCUGCAAGGUUGUUGACGCAGCAGCAUAAUAAAAAUUUGGAUAUGUUUCGAUUGCACUGUUACGAAGAUGACAAACUCAAACCGUGAAAGAUCUCCUGGAAAACGUUGCAAAUUGCGAAUGCAGGAAAGCUUAUAUACUAAUGACUUCUUCCUAUUAUGUUUUUUUCAAUACUUAUUAGUUUAUCUCCAACUUUUUGUUC
Molecule: messenger RNA, 1344 nt
Organism: Mercurialis annua (annual mercury)
Lineage: Eukaryota; Viridiplantae; Streptophyta; Magnoliopsida; Malpighiales; Euphorbiaceae
Product: ABC transporter I family member 11, chloroplastic
Exons: 13
Coding region: 83-922 (279 amino acids)
Biological process (GO): transmembrane transport
Cellular component (GO): chloroplast envelope; membrane
Molecular function (GO): ATP hydrolysis activity; ATPase-coupled transmembrane transporter activity; ATP binding
Source: RefSeq, a predicted model, not a curated record